CUCAUCAUUUUUCCUUCCACAUCUCUUCUCCUCUCCUCUCUCCAUAAAUAUUAAAUUAAUAUUUCAAUAAUAAUUCUUGUGCUAAAAUUGUAACUCCAAUUCAGAAAAUUUGAUUGUAAUCAUGGCUGGGGCUCUGGUUCAGUCAACCAGCUUUCCUUCGACGGUUGCUGGUGAAAGCAAGGUUCGUUCAAAGAGAUCUGGUAGAACAAAUGGAGAAGUUAAGAUGAUGUACAGUGUACAAACUCCUUCAAUGAGAGUGGGAAAUUUCUCUGGUUUACGAGGAACCAAUGCUUUAGAUAACUUGGUAAGAAGGGGCCAAGAUUUUCAUUCAAAGGUUGCAGCGGCCACCUCUGUUCGAAAAGCAAAGCCUUCGAGAAUCGUGCCAAAAGCCAUGUUUGAGCGUUUUACGGAGAAAGCUAUCAAAGUUAUCAUGCUUGCACAAGAGGAGGCAAGAAGGCUUGGUCACAACUUUGUUGGUACUGAACAGAUCUUAUUAGGUCUAAUUGGUGAAGGCACUGGAAUUGCAGCAAAGGUGCUGAAGUCAAUGGGAAUCAAUUUGAAAGAUGCACGUGUGGAGGUAGAGAAGAUUAUUGGUCGGGGCAGUGGAUUUGUUGCUGUUGAGAUCCCAUUUACCCCUCGUGCAAAGCGUGUUUUGGAACUCUCUUUAGAGGAGGCACGUCAACUCGGUCAUAAUUAUAUCGGAUCUGAGCACUUGCUCCUUGGGUUGCUUCGUGAGGGUGAAGGCGUAGCUGCUCGUGUUCUUGAGAAUUUGGGUGCAGACCCGAAUAACAUCCGCACACAGGUUAUUAGAAUGGUUGGUGAGAGUGCAGAAGCUGUGGGUGCUGGUGUAGGUGGUGGAAGCUCAAAUAACAAAAUGCCGACACUCGAGGAAUAUGGUACCAACUUGACAAAGCUAGCAGAGGAGGGUAAGUUGGAUCCUGUUGUAGGAAGGCAGCCGCAAAUUGAAAGAGUUACUCAAAUUUUGGGCCGGCGUACAAAAAACAAUCCCUGCCUUAUCGGAGAACCUGGUGUUGGAAAGACGGCUAUUGCAGAAGGCCUCGCCCAAAGAAUUGCAAGUGGUGAUGUUCCAGAAACAUUAGAGGGGAAGAAGGUGAUAACUCUAGAUAUGGGUCUUCUUGUGGCUGGUACGAAGUACCGUGGAGAGUUCGAGGAGAGACUAAAAAAGUUGAUGGAGGAAAUUAAACAAAGUGAUGAGAUUAUUCUAUUUAUUGAUGAAGUCCAUACACUCAUUGGAGCUGGAGCUGCAGAGGGAGCUAUUGAUGCUGCUAACAUUUUGAAGCCAGCUCUUGCUAGAGGUGAAUUGCAGUGCAUUGGUGCAACAACACUUGAUGAAUACCGUAAGCAUAUUGAGAAGGACCCAGCACUAGAGCGACGAUUCCAACCUGUUAAGGUACCGGAGCCAACAGUUGAGGAAACAAUACUGAUUUUGAAGGGACUUCGUGAACGAUAUGAGAUUCACCAUAAGCUCCGUUACACCGACGAAGCAUUAGUCGCUGCAGCGCAAUUAUCAUACCAGUACAUCAGUGACCGAUUCCUUCCAGAUAAAGCGAUUGAUUUGGUAGAUGAAGCUGGCUCUCGAGUUCGACUUCGUCAUGCACAACUCCCAGAGGAAGCCAGAGAACUUGAGAAAGAGCUUAGGCAGAUAACCAAAGAGAAGAAUGAAGCAGUUCGGGGACAAGAUUUCGAGAAGGCUGGUGAGUUGCGGGAUAGAGAAAUGGAUCUAAAGACUCAGAUAUCAGCACUCGUGGAUAAAAACAAAGAGAUGAGCAAGGCAGAAACCGAAGCAGGGGAGGAAGGUCCCACCGUAACAGAGGUGGACAUUCAGCAUAUCGUUUCUUCUUGGACUGGCAUACCAGUAGACAAAGUAUCCGCUGAUGAAUCUGAUCGCCUCCUCAAAAUGGAAGAAACUCUUCACAAAAGAAUCAUUGGUCAAGAUGAAGCAGUUAAAGCUAUAAGCCGAGCCAUCCGCCGAGCCCGAGUAGGUUUGAAAAAUCCCAACCGGCCCAUCGCCAGCUUCAUUUUUUCGGGGCCCACUGGUGUUGGGAAAUCUGAACUCGCUAAAUCCCUAGCUGCCUACUACUUUGGCUCAGAAGAAGCCAUGAUCCGGCUCGAUAUGAGUGAGUUUAUGGAACGACACACUGUCUCGAAACUCAUUGGUUCACCUCCAGGUUACGUUGGCUACACUGAAGGUGGUCAAUUAACUGAGGCAGUUCGACGCCGCCCUUACACUGUCGUCCUCUUUGACGAAAUCGAAAAAGCUCACCCCGAUGUCUUCAACAUGAUGCUUCAAAUUCUCGAAGAUGGAAGGUUGACUGACAGCAAAGGACGUACCGUUGACUUUAAAAACACUCUUUUAAUCAUGACAUCGAAUGUCGGUAGCAGUGUUAUUGAAAAAGGUGGGCGUAGAAUCGGGUUUGACCUUGACUAUGAUGAGAAAGACAGCAGCUACAACAGAAUCAAGAGCUUGGUGACGGAAGAACUAAAACAGUAUUUCAGACCCGAGUUCUUGAACAGAUUAGACGAAAUGAUCGUGUUCAGACAGUUAACCAAGUUAGAAGUUAAGGAAAUUGCUGAUAUUAUGUUGAAGGAGGUUUUCGAGAGGCUAAGAAUCAAAGAAAUCGAGCUUCAAGUGACCGAGAGGUUUAGGGACAGGGUGGUUGAGGAAGGUUACAACCCGAGCUAUGGUGCUAGGCCAUUAAGAAGAGCCAUCAUGAGGCUUCUUGAAGACAGUAUGGCGGAAAAGAUGCUUGCACGCGAAAUUAAAGAGGGUGACUCGGUGAUUGUUGAUGUUGAUGCCGAUGGAAAUGUGACGGUCCUCAAUGGUAGCAGUGGUGCCCCCCCACCAGAGGCUUUACCAGAGCCAAUUGAAGUGUAAAACUUUUGGUUAAAAAGUAUGUUGUUUGUAUUAUAAUGUAAUGUGAUAUGCUUUAAAUUCCAAAUUUUCGUACGAUGAAUUUGCAUAUCCACUGUUGGAGAUCGACCAGAUACUAGGGUUUAGAAUUAAGGAUUUUUAUGUUGUAAUUGUAGUAAUAAAAACAUGUGUUAAAGUAUUUGUAUCUAAUUUCCGGUUUUUCUUCCUAAAA
Messenger RNA from Erigeron canadensis, 3104 nucleotides. Its product is annotated as ATP-dependent Clp protease ATP-binding subunit ClpA homolog CD4B, chloroplastic. NCBI's taxonomy places the organism in Eukaryota, Viridiplantae, Streptophyta, Magnoliopsida, Asterales, Asteraceae. The transcript is spliced from 10 exons. Gene Ontology annotation, molecular function: ATP binding; ATP hydrolysis activity; protein binding. The record is from RefSeq and is a predicted model, not a curated record. Bases 122 to 2896 code for a protein of 924 amino acids. Gene Ontology annotation, cellular component: cytoplasm. Gene Ontology annotation, biological process: cellular response to heat.